GCUCAGCAUGGUUCGUACCGCCACUCCCCGCGGCGGUGGAGCCAUGGCCUGGGAGCCGCAGAUUAGAAGGCAGCGUGGAGGACGGGUCGCGUGGCUUUGUGCCCUGGGGGUGACCGUGUUGGUCCUCAGCUGGCAGGCUAUGGCGGAAGCACAGACGAUUUUCAGCCUGAGCUACUGGCGCUUUUCAAAGGCGAAGAGCGAUGCUUUCGCCAGCGCUGAAGGUGCGAUGUUGAGGUCUAGCUCUCGCGACGCAUCUGCAGUGGCGAUGGAAGGUGGCAAUCGCCGCCAGAGGAAACGGAACUUGCCCAAGAAGUGUCACCCCAAAUUCCAGGAGGAGCGCUACAAGAAGUGGGCGACCGAUGUGCCAGCCUUUGCCCAGCGGCUCUUCUUCUGCCCGGAGGCGACCUUGGCCGAUUGGUCCCAUACCUUGAAAUUGAACUUCCCCGACGGUGAGGAUGAUGCAGUCACGGAAGAGGAGGUCAUGGAGUACUUCACUACAAAGGAGUACCAGCCAGAGGCUGUCAUCGUCGGACAUCAGAUGCCUCAUGAAGAGGUCAAGCACACCUAUGUCCACUUCAGCUGUAAUGCGGACGCGAAGAAAGCGCGGAAAGAGAAGGAUGGAGGACAAAUUGGCAAGGCCUCAGAGGUCAAGCUCGUGUUCACGGAUGAGAAGAAGUGGAUCCGCUUGCGCGACGGUGUGAGCCUGGCGGGCGGCUGGUGGGGUCCGCGUGCACGAUGGAUGAAGGCCUACGGCACCGAUGCAUACAAAGGCUAUCGACCGGAUGAACCUGCAGUGCCCACCGGUGUGCGCAACCACUGGUACUACCCAGAAGAGUGAAGCUGAAGAUCGACCUGGACAGCCGACGAUUUGACACUGAAAAAGAGGUGAUCGUUCUUGACAUCAGUG
Messenger RNA from Durusdinium trenchii, 907 nucleotides. Lineage: Eukaryota; Dinophyceae; Suessiales; Symbiodiniaceae. The record is from the annotation of a GenBank genome assembly.